AUAUGCUGACGGAACAUGUGCCGGCGCUUGAGGUGAUUGGCAAGAGAGCGGUACAAUUCUGCCAGCUCUGUUUUGACAGCUUACCUGUUUCUUGCCGGCAGUCGGAUUUCUUAUCAAGUGGAUGAGUGUAGUUUUUAUUUUCUGAUAUUUUAAUUUCGAAUGUUGGAAUUCAUCAAGAUGAUCGACAAAACAGUGUAUAGCUUAUGUUGAUAGGCUACAAAGCAGGCUCGGAUAUGGACGAAAAUAUUGAUUUCGAAGUGAAAACCGAGAAACCUAACGAGGAAGCAGCAAAUAGGAAUGAUGUGUGUAGUUCCGAAGAAACUUUUCCAGACACAGAAGAGAUGGCUUCGAACUGUAGUGAAUAUAUUGCAGACGAAAUAGUUCAAGCAGAGCCAGCUAAAAUUGAGAUUAAGUUUGAAGCAGAACCAUCUUGCGUGAAUUGGAAGAUCACUGAUGAAAGCGGUUACGAAUUGACAACUGCAAACAAAACUGAAGUAUUUAGUAUAAAUAUAAAGGAAGGUAUCUCUGAUCGCUCUCUGAACGAGUGUGGGACCAGUGAUGUUGAGCGAAGGGAUUCCGAAGACACGCAAAACGGCGGCGGGCAUCGCUUCAGCUGUCCCUACUGCGAUAAACAUUUCAUUCAGCAGUUUAAUUUGGAGCGUCACAUGCUGACGCAUACCGAGGGAACGCCGUACCGAUGUGACAUUUGCGGUAAAGGCUAUCUGGAACUGGGUGCGUUCAAGCGGCAUCAGUUGGGACACUCCAAGCAACCGUACAGAUGUGAUGUAUGUGGAAGAACUUUUGCCAUUCAGUCUUUGCUCAAGACGCAUAUGCGGGGUCAUACCGGCGAGCGACCGUUCGUUUGCACUGUAUGUGGAAAAGGGUUUAAAAACAAACACAACAUGAAAGAUCACUUGAGAAUACAUACCGGAGGGCAUAGGUAUCAGUGCGAUUUUUGCGGCAAAGGAUGUAGUACUAAGCGUCAUUUGCUAAUUCACAUGAGAUCCCAUACCGGAGAGCGUCCAUAUGAGUGUGAGAUAUGUGGGAAACACUUCGUAACUGUCUGUUCACUGAGAAAUCACGGUAGUGUACAUAAGACGGAUCUUUUGUUCCAGUGCAACCGUUGUGAUAAACAAUUCGCUUUCGACCGUCAACUCAAGCGUCACAUGAAAACACAUAACGAAGAGCGCCCCCAUCAAUGCGGUUUUUGUAACAAAACGUUCAAGCUCAAUUACCAGUUCGUCCAGCACAUGCGUAAUCAUACGGGGGAGAAGCCAUAUAAAUGCAACUUGUGCAGUUCAUCCUUCAUUUCCGUUGGUUAUCUUAAUGUUCACUUUACAUGUCACCUGGAGCGAGAUAAAAGACCAUUUGAAUGCGAAAUAUGUGGGAAGAGGUUUACUCAAAAAACUAAGCUUAACAUUCAUAGUAAAACACAUUUAUACCAAUGUUGUGAUUGCAAUGUACGGUUUGCGACCAAGAGCGACCUCACAAAGCAUAAGAUUUCCGUUCACAAGAAAAAGUCCUACGAAUGUACAACCUGUCAGAGAACUUUCUUCACAAAUGGAAACCUACGAGCUCAUCUGCUAACUCACACUAAAGAGUGUCCAUUCAAAUGCACAAAAUGUGAACGAAGCUUCACUCGGGAAUGCAAUCUUAACCGACAUCUAGCAUAUAGACACGAGCAAAACAUAUCGACUGUGGAGAUUUCUUCCGGGAAAGAAAUCGAUGACGUUCCGCUAUAAAUAAAAUCGUCAUGAAUUGUGUCGGAGUAUUCUAAAUUAUAUUGUAAUAUCACUGCAUAAUUUCAUGUUAUAGCAAAAUAAUAUGUGGGAUUAUCUUGGAC
Messenger RNA from Malaya genurostris, 1843 nucleotides. RefSeq names its product gastrula zinc finger protein XlCGF57.1-like. The transcript has 4 exons. Gene Ontology annotation, biological process: negative regulation of transcription by RNA polymerase II; regulation of immune system process; regulation of cytokine production. Bases 204 to 1742 code for a protein of 512 amino acids. Lineage: Eukaryota; Metazoa; Arthropoda; Insecta; Diptera; Culicidae. The record is from RefSeq and is a predicted model, not a curated record.